AGGAGGCUGUCCAAAUGUGAUUACAAAAAGCCAGCCUCCAGCCGGAGAGCUGUUACCUCACUGCUGUUCCCAUCUAACAUCAGGCUCCGGGAAGGAAAGGAAGAUUCCUCUUCUCCCCUCCUCCAAGUGACAAAGCCCGCGCGCGGCGCCACCAUGCGGCAGGAGGCGGUGUCGCUCUUCCUGUGCUACCUGCUACUCUUCGCCGGCCGCGGGGCGCAGGCAGGCAAACGACAAGAGGGAAAAGAAGGCUCGGAAGGCGGAGGCUCCGGGUUCUGGGGCGCGCUGACCUACAUGGCGGUCGGAGGAGGGCUCCUGGCCGCCGGGCUGCCCGCGCUGGGCUUCAUGAGCACCGGCAUUGCCGCCAACUCGGUGGCCGCCUCGCUGAUGAGCUGGUCGGCCGUGGCGAACGGGGGCGGGGUGCCCGCCGGGGGGCUGGUGGCCACGCUGCAGAGCCUCGGGACCAGUGGUGGCAGUGCCCUCAUGGGCAAGGUUGGUGCCUUUCUAGGCUACACUGUCCACAAAUUCCUCGGAAACAGCAAGGAGGAGGUGGACGAUGAGGAGUAGCCAGCAGCAGCCGGGAACCCACUCCUUCCAACUGUAGCCCGGGGCUUUCUCUGUCACACUCAUCAGUGACCUAAGUGAAAACAGAAUAAAAUUCAAUCAGAAAACA
Messenger RNA from Zalophus californianus (California sea lion), 670 nucleotides. RefSeq names its product interferon alpha inducible protein 6 (gene IFI6). The record is from RefSeq and is a predicted model, not a curated record. Gene Ontology annotation, biological process: apoptotic signaling pathway; negative regulation of extrinsic apoptotic signaling pathway in absence of ligand; negative regulation of mitochondrial depolarization. Lineage: Eukaryota; Metazoa; Chordata; Mammalia; Carnivora; Otariidae. Gene Ontology annotation, cellular component: membrane; mitochondrion. The transcript has 5 exons. Bases 154 to 564 code for a protein of 136 amino acids.